Messenger RNA from Marchantia polymorpha subsp. ruderalis, 2322 nucleotides. The record is from the annotation of a GenBank genome assembly. Lineage: Eukaryota; Viridiplantae; Streptophyta; Marchantiopsida; Marchantiales; Marchantiaceae.
CCUGUCCCCGAUCCCUUUCGCGGACGGAGCUCGCGGACUUCCGAAGAAGUGAGCCAUUUUCGCCGCAGGGCGAUCGAGAUCUUGCGCACUCGGGUCGACGAUUCAUCCAGGCCCGCACGAAGGCGAGGAGCCGAACGAAGCAGUGUGUCUCGAGCAAUGUCUUACAACGAUUAUGGUCGAGACAGUAGAGACAACCGGGACAACAGGGGGGAUUAUGGAGGAAACAGAGGAGGAGGUGGUGGCGGUGGCGGUAGGAACGAAGAUGUAGGCGGAUACGAGCAGGAUUACGAUGACAGACCCGAGUUCAGGGAUGGAUUCCGUGAUCUUGCGCCCCCGGAGCCCGGCCAGGACCCCGCCAGCUAUGUGCCUGAUGUCGUCAAGACCUUCGUCGUGUAUUUGUAUAGGCACAUCCGAGAGAAGAAUGUCUACGAAAUCCAUCAGAUGUACGAGGGCUCCUUUCAGAAGCUGAGCGAGCGCAUGUUCCAGAAGACCCCCUGGCCUUCGGUGGAAGUCAUCGCGCCCUAUGUGGAGAACGACCAUGUCUUCUGCUUGUUGUACAAGGAGAUGUGGUUCCGUCACGCGUAUGCGCUUCUCAGCCCUACCCUAGAGCAGAGAUGUGAUUCUUGGGACAACUAUUGCAAUCUGUUCCAGGUCAUUCUUCACGGAAACGUGAAUAUGCAGUUGCCCAACCAGUGGCUCUGGGAUAUGGUCGACGAGUUCAUCUACCAGUUCCAGUCCUUCUGUCAGUACCGCGCCAAGCUCAAGAACAAGACCGAUCGAGAGCUCGCUCUUCUGCGCCAAUGCGACGAGGUUUGGAACGUGUACGGUGUCCUGAAUUAUCUGCAGGCCCUUAUCGACAAGUCGAUGAUCAUCCAAAUUCUCGAGGAGGAGAAGGAUGGCUCCGUGACAUUCACGGCCACCGAUGGUUACGACUAUCACGGAGGUACUAAUGUGCUCAAGGUUUUAGGUUAUUUCAGCAUUGUGGGUCUUCUUAGGGUUCACUGUCUGUUGGGUGACUACCAUAGCGGCCUGAAGGCUUUGGCGCCCAUCGACAUCAACGCACCGGGAGUGUACAAUACCGUCAUCGGGUGCCAGGUGACGACCAUCUACUACUUCGGAUUUGCCAACAUGAUGCUGCGGAGGUAUGUGGAUGGAAUUAGGGCAUUCAACCAGGUUCUGUUGUACAUCCAUAAGACCAAGCAGUUCCAUCAGCGCUCCCCGCAGUAUGAUCAAAUUCACAAGAAGAACGAGCAGAUGUACGCUCUUCUGGCGAUCUGCCUUUCUCUCUGCCCUCACGGAAAGCUGGUCGAGGAGAAUGUGAACAACCAGUUGAGGGAGAAGUACGCCGAUAAGAUGCUGAGGAUGCAGAGGAGCGACGAAGCCAUAUUCGACGAACUUUUCUCAUACGCUUGCCCGAAGUUCAUCACUCCUUCUCCACCCAACUACGAGGAGCCGCUUGUAAACUACAACCAGGACGCAUACAGACUACAGCUCAAAUUGUUUCUGUCGGACGUGCGCCAACAACAAUUGCUCUCGAGCAUUCGCAGUUUCUUGAAGCUGUACACCACCAUUUCGAUCGCCAAACUCGCUUCUUUCAUGGACAUCGACGAGCCAACCCUGAGGAUGGCGUUGCUGACUUACAAGCACAAGACACAUGUCAUCGACACGGACGGUAGCGUGUUGUCCAACGCUGACGUCGAGUUCUAUAUCGAUGACGACAUGGUCCACAUCGCUGAUACCAAGGAGACGAAGCGCUUCGGAGACUACUUUAUCCGUCACAUCACUAGAUUCGAGGACAUCAUCACAGACUUGGAACGCGUUCAAUUAGAGUGAAAGCCAAUUGGUCGAUGGAGAGGGAAGCUUGAGCAUUGCGGACUAGCAAAAUUUCCAUAUUCGCCUCGCUUGAUCUGCCGCAUUUGUAAACGCAAAUGCUUUUUCAGGUCAAUUUUACUUUAUGAAAGGCUCUCCUUUUUAAAAUUUUGUUUCGAUUCUGUCCUUACAAUCCGUUGUGAGCCAGCACCCAAUUUCCUAAAAAGAGUCAUUCUUUUGUACAAUUAUCUGACUCCGCCGCUUUUGCAUACUCGUUGAUUUUUAGAGACUUCGUUCAAACACUCCCUCACUGCAUGUUGUCAAAUUUUGGUCAUGAGGUUCCAACUCCGUGUCAACGAGAGAAAUCACAUUUUUGAGCAAAUUGUUCGCAAGAGGUGAUAUUACAGCCGCUGUCUAGAUGUUUUCCUUGCGAAUGCUUUUGUGAUUGGCGUCAUUUGAAGUCUUGAUCAGAUCUGGGCCUUCAUGGACACGGACCAAAUGCUUGGAUCAGAG